AUGUCGUUAGAUACGCGAUUGGAAGCUGCAACUUCUGAAUAUCAAAGGCUUCAAAAAGAACUUUCAGACGCUAUUGAAGCUAGACAACGUCUGGAUUCUCAAUUACAAGAAAAUGAAGUUGUUCAAAAGGAAUUUAAAUUGCUAAAAGAUGAUGCGAAUAUUUUUAAGUUAAUUGGACCUGUAUUAGUAAAACAGGAUAAAAGUGAAGCUACAACAAAUGUAAAUAAACGAUUAGAUUACAUUAGAUCAGAAAUGUGA
Molecule: messenger RNA, 258 nt
Organism: Funneliformis caledonium
Lineage: Eukaryota; Fungi; Glomeromycota; Glomeromycetes; Glomerales; Glomeraceae
Source: the annotation of a GenBank genome assembly